AUGGCGCGCCCCCGCGGGCUCGUCGCUCUCGCGGGGGUGUGGCUCGCGGUCGUGUCGUCCGUCGCGGACGCGCAGUUCAGCCCCCCACCCCAACCCCCGCCGUCGCCGCCGCCGCCUUCGCCGAACCCGCCUUCGCCGUUCCCGCCGCCGACCCCGUCGCCCCCGCCCGCGACCGGCUUCGCGGCGACCGUGCACGUCAUCGACAACACGACGGACAACUUUGGCGUGAUACCGACGACGUCGAACUGCUGCCAGUGGUACAAGUGGUGCGAGAACACGAAUAUCGCGUACCAGUGCACGGACACGAUCGUGAGCGCGUGCCGGGCUUCGAUCGCGUCCGCGGCGUCGUGGAACGACGAGUGCAAAGCGUGCAUGAUGUGCUACGACUCGCGGGCCACGGACUGGGACGCGAGGAAGAAGUCGUGGCUGUCGAUAUACCACCCGUACCAGGCGUGCAUCGACACGACGAGGAAGGUCAUGACGCAGGCGUUCGUCGCGGACCCGCACCACAUGCGCGUCGAGCGCGAGGAGCAGACCGCGAGGGACGCCGUGAACACCGGGCAGCCGCAGUUCAUCGUGUGCGGAGAGUUAAACUACAAGUGUCUGAAGAUCAAAAAUCCGCACAAAGCCGGGACGCCGUGCGAGGUCAUCCCGGGGGUGAAAGUCCCGAACAAGUUCCAGACGAAGUUCGGCAGGAUGUACGACCAGAGCUCGAAAGACCCGAGGAAAGGGCCGCAGCGGGGACGGCUGCUCCCGGGCGCGGGUAUGGUCGUGAACGACGCGAUGCCGCAGAGCGAAGUCGUCGCGGACAUGGCGGACCGAGACCCCGCGGUGCAUCCGGGGUUCGAGUAUCCACUGGGGGUGACGAAAGGGGACGGCACCGGCGUCGCGGGGAUUUACCAGGAGCCAAAGUACGUGAACACGUCGGAUCCGCUGAAAGGGCGGGCGACCAGCACGCAGGGGGGAUAG
Molecule: messenger RNA, 969 nt
Organism: Micromonas pusilla CCMP1545
Lineage: Eukaryota; Viridiplantae; Chlorophyta; Mamiellophyceae; Mamiellales; Mamiellaceae
Exons: 1
Coding region: 1-969 (322 amino acids)
Source: RefSeq, a predicted model, not a curated record